UCGUUCUACACGCUCUUUCAUAUCUAAGUAUCAAAAUAAGAUACAGAAACAGUAGUAAAACAUGGCUAGUGGAGCUUGGAAAAUAGCAUUUCUAUGUCUUUUGUUUUUUAAUGUUUUCGUGGUGAAUGUGGUUGCAAGGAAUGUAGCUAGUAGUGAGAAGAAUGAUGAGGAGGAGGAGGAGAAGACUUUGGUAGGUCAUGGAAAGGGAGGAGGCUUCGGUGGUGGCGUAGGAGGUGGUGGUGGAUUUGGUGGAGGUGCCGGAGGAGGAUUUGGAAAGGGUGGUGGGGGCGGCUUUGGCAAGGGUGGUGGGGGUGGCUUCGGAAAGGGCGGUGGUGGUGGUGGAGGAUUUGGAAAGGGAGGUGGAGGCGGUGGAGGCUUCGGUAAGGGAGGUGGUGGAGGUGGUGGCUUUGGAAAGGGAGGUGGUGGAGGUGGUGGCUUCGGAAAGGGAGGUGGUGGCGGUGGAGGCUUUGGUAAGGGAGGAGGUGGAGGCUUUGGUAAGGGUGGAGGAGGUGGUGGAGGAUUCGGAAAGGGUGGAGGUGGCGGUGGUGGCUUUGGAAAGGGUGGAGGAGGUGGAAAGGGUGGGGGCUUCGGAAAGGGUGGAGGAGGAGGUGGUGGUUUUGGAAAGGGUGGUGGCUUCGGAAAGGGCGGCGGAGGCGGUGGUGGCUUUGGAAAGGGUGGUGGAGGUGGUGGGGGCUUUGGAAAAGGCGGUGGGGGAGGACACUAUGGUGGUGGGGGUGGCGGCGGCGGCGGAGGUGGUGGUGGGGGUGGACACCCUUGAGGAUCUUGUUAAGUGCAUGUGAAGUUAUGAAUAUAGUGCAUGGUUUGGGAUAGGAAAAUAAAAUAAGUGACUGAGAGUGUGUCAAAGGUUGGUAUCGGCCUUGGCUUAAUAUAGAUUGCAUUUAGCAGUUUUUAGUGUAUCAAAGCCUUGCCUUGCCAAAUCUGCUCCUAUGAUUAGGAUGUCCUAUUCAGAUGCUAUGCUAUCUUAUCUACACAAUUGGAGUUAAUAAAUAAUUAUUUCAGUUUCCAUAA
Messenger RNA from Cannabis sativa, 1029 nucleotides. RefSeq names its product glycine-rich protein 5-like. The record is from RefSeq and is a predicted model, not a curated record. The transcript has a single exon. Bases 62 to 778 code for a protein of 238 amino acids. NCBI's taxonomy places the organism in Eukaryota, Viridiplantae, Streptophyta, Magnoliopsida, Rosales, Cannabaceae.